UUUACACCUAUACUCGUACUUACUUACCUAGUUGUCAAUCCUAUUAUAAAGUUAUUUUUCUCAAAGCCACUAUAAAUAUAAUGGACUUCAAUAACAAAGUUGUUGUAAUUACCGGUGCCAGCUCUGGCAUCGGCGCCGAGUGUGCCCUGCUGUUCGCGAAGGCGUCCGCCAAGCUCGCGCUGGUCGGAAGAAACGUUGGCAACCUGAUGAAAGUCGCGAACUCGUGCAAAGACUUCACAUCGGAACCUUUGGUCAUUGCCGCGGAUCUGUGUGUGCAGGACGACGUUGAGCAGAUUGUCAACAAAACUCUCGCCCAUUUCGGAAGGCUCGAUGUGCUCGUGAACAACGCGGGGAUCAUGGUUCUGAGAAGUAUCGAAGCCGGCAUCGACGCAUUCGAGGAAGUCGUACGAACAAACCUGUGGGGACCUUUUCUUUUGACGGACCUGGCCAUGCCGCAUUUGAUACAAGCCAAGGGAAACGUCGUUAACAUAUCCAGCAUGCUGUCUUCCAUGCCUGUGUCCAUGAUGACGGCUUAUUGCAUGUCUAAAGCGGCGGUGGAUAUGUUCACCAAAUGCGCCGCCGUCGAGUUUGGGCCCAAAGGUGUUCGAGUCAACGCUGUGAAUCCCGGGCCAGUGAAAACGGCGUUAAUGAAAAAUGCGGGACUUAACGAAGAAGCUAACGACUUAUUUUAUUCCACACUGGAGUCGGCGAGUCCUUUAGGAAAAGUAGCAUGCGGCAAAGAUGUAGCCGAGGUCGUGUUGUUUUUGGCGAGUGAUAAAGCGUCCUGUGUCACUGGAAGUUGCUAUCAAAUCGAUUGCGGAGCAAGUAUUAGAGAACUAAGUAUGCUUUAAAAUUAAAUUUUAAACAACUGUCCAUAGGUUGUCUGGUAGAGAUCGCUUCAUAAUGAUGACCGACUGUACAGUGUGAGUCACGUUAAAGUGUACAUAUGAAAAUAGAUGAAACUAGACCUAUUUUUAUCGACAAAAA
This is a messenger RNA of Ostrinia nubilalis (European corn borer), 987 nucleotides long. RefSeq lists its product as uncharacterized. Lineage: Eukaryota; Metazoa; Arthropoda; Insecta; Lepidoptera; Crambidae. The record is from RefSeq and is a predicted model, not a curated record. The transcript has a single exon. Gene Ontology annotation, molecular function: oxidoreductase activity. The coding region runs from base 81 to 851 and encodes 256 amino acids.